CAAAAGUCAUUUCAAGGUGUGUAGGCAUAAAGGCGCCAUGGACUUCACAAUGAACAUGAUCGACAAUGGUCGGGGGAUACCUGCAACACAGGCUGCUGCAGUGGCUGCCAUGGGAGGUCAGGUGACCUACCAGGCACAUGCUGUCAGUGUCGCCCCCACAGUCAGCCAGCAACAGCAGCAGCAACCGCCUCCACCACCUCCACAACAGCAGCAACGUGGCAAUCUGCAUGAGAGCGAUGGUGGGGCAGGGUUGGUGGGGGAGGGCAAGGUUCAGGAGCUAACGAAAGAUGACUCCCAAGGAGCCUUCACUCCUCCCCCCCGAGUGUCUUCUGUUGCAUCACAUGAAAGUCGCAUGGAAAAGGGUACUGACACCACAGAUUUUGAACCACUAAUUAAGGUUGAGAUUAGGGGGGGUAUACCAGGGCUCAACACAGGUGGUGAGAAGGACAAGAACGGUAUUGUUCAGUUGCAUUUCAACAGUGUCAACGAGGUGUUACAUUAUUUUUCUCAGCGGUCAGUGCCACAGCACAUUGAUGCCUUCAAUCUUCUUACCAAUCCAGACCUGGUGCGUAAUAUCAACCCUGACCUAGUGCGCAACCACUUCCUCUACGUGCCCAAUCCUCAGGAAGGGGUGCGGGUAGCGUCCAACGGUUAUAGCUCCGGAGGAUCCAACUCAGCCCAAACUCCUCCUGCACAAGGUGGAGCAGCAACGUCGCCUGUGGUGGUCAAACAGGGUUCAGGCAGCAGUGGUGGUUACAGUAAGCAAGGUGAUAGGCGCCGAGAAUCCAGUCAAGGUUCCCUGACACCUGGCACAAUCAUUCCCAGACCAGGGGUAGACCAGUCAGGGGCUUCAUUUGUAUGCUGGAUUUGUGGUUUAGAUUUACAGAAAUCGCUUCAGUUUGAAGAACACAUGGUGGACCAACACAGUGUGGACAAACCCUAUAGGUGUGAUGACUGUGGGGUUACAUUCAAACGCAAAGCACACUUGGAUCGCCAUCGCCGUAUCCAUCUGCCCACUCGGCCCUAUCAGUGUGGUGUGUGUGGCAAAGGCUUCACACGGAAUGAACAUGUGAGGCGUCACUCGUUUACUCACUCUGGAGAGAAGCCCUACCACUGCCCAACCUGCAACAAGACAUUCUCACGGCGGGAACAUCUCACCAAACAUCUGUUGAGCCACACCAAACCGCCAGGACCCCACAGUCCACCUCCGAGCGGCCAUCCUCACACCCCAGGUGAGUAUGAGUACUUAUGCUCACCUGCGGAAUCACCCAACCCUCCUCAGCCACAGCUGGGGGCAGCAACAGUUACAGCUGCAGCCAUCACCUCUCUUGGUGGGGCAGGCCAAAUUCCGUCCAGUCUUCUGCAUGCAGCUGUACCACAAUUGCUGCCACCUUCCACUUCCCACAGUAGCAUCAAGCACCAGCAGCCUCACCACCGCCUGGCUGCACACCAUAGUCAAGGUUUGGCAACAACGUUGUUGCUACAGACUACAGAUCAGAAUGGACGACUGGUUACGAUUAACCAAGGUACUGGAACUGCAGUACCUACUUCAGUGGUGACAACAUCAUCUAGUAGCCAUCAUGGUCAAGGUAACAGUAGUCACACAGGCAGUUCUGGAGGAUCCACCCGUGGUCUUAAUCAUAAUGGUGAGCCUGUUCCACGUCCUUACCAGUGUGGAGUUUGUGGAAAGUCUUUCAUCCGUAAUGAGCAUCUUCGACGUCAUGUGCUGACCCACUCUGGCGAAAAACCUCACGCGUGUGGAACAUGUGGCAAGGCUUUCUCACGCCGUGAACAUCUAACUAAACAUAUGAGGUCUCAUAUAAAGGUAGCAACACCAGGCUCAGUCCAGUCCAGCUCCCAGCCCACCCAUGGUUCCAUCCAAAUAGGUGGUAUAUCAGGCAGUGUGGCUACACCCCAACCCACCCCAACUGUGGCACAAACUGCCACUGUGUCAUUACCAACUCCUAGUGUAGUGGCAACAAGUAAUGCCCAUCAACAACCCCCACCACAUGGAGUGACACAUACUGUUGCAGGUUCCCAUGGUACACCUGUUGCCCAUGCUGCACACCUACCCCCUGGAACUCAUUAUUUGCCAAUGUUUGGAUUGUUGGCAGAGGUAGUGUGAGAACCUCACUGGCACAAUCUCACAAUCGGCAGCCUCUUAAUUUACAGAUGUCGGCAGCACAUCCCUUGCUCCACGUGAUGAUUACCAUGCAAUACAGAUAAUUCUUAUCUAUAUCCAACUACCCAUACCUGAUACGGUGCUUGGCCAGAUCCUGGUGGGGCUGGGGCAAGUGUGGUGCUGAAUGAUGCAAGCUGUAGAUAAUGUUGUGCCAUGAUCUCCCCGUAGCUGUGAGCACUAGAUUUUUUCUCUGUUGUUGCUAGUUUGUUGGUGAGCAGGGCUAUGCCUCACUCAUCCACUAGGUAUAUGUCAGUCACCCUUGUGUGGACCCUUGUCUGACCCUUGAUCACAUUCCAAUCCCUUCUAGUUGUCUCUUUGGCUACAGUAUAAAAUAAGGGGAAAUUAUUGUUGUGAACAACUGAAAGAUUUUAUGAUUAAUAUUUAAAAUUUGCAUUAAAGCUGUAUGCAAUUCUAUGUACUUAGAGUUUGUAAAAAUUGGAUUUUUUUUUGAGAGAGAGAGAAUUUUGGAAGUGAUUAAUGCACCCUGCCAAAGUUUGAUAGUUGGAUUACUAGGGACAGCCAUUACCCCAAAGUGUCAAGGCAGCUCGCAACAUGGAGACCACAGACAAGGCACCAAGUGUUUUGUUGUUCUCUGUUUCCAUGUAAAUUUUUUUUUUUUUUUUUUACAUGGAGUUCAUAUUUUGAAACAAACUUUGUCUGUGUGCAUAGACCAUGUUGAUGUAUUGUAGUGUAACUUGUAAAGAAGUACCUUUUAAUUGUAAAGCGAUAUCCCUAUAAUUAUUUUUAGGCGCUUUCUUCAUAAGCUUAUUGUAGAUGUCUUAAAGGUAGUGUUUUAUAAUAGAGAAAUGCUUUGUCAGUUUUAUUUUUUUUGUUUGUUUUUUGAGCCACACAAAGCAGAUUUAAGAGAUUAUUUUGAUGUCCAAAGUUAUCAGUCCUACUCCUACAUUAGUCCAGAGGAAACCUAAUAGUGUCAGUUUCAUGACAUGAUUUUUUUAUUAUUAUUAGCCUUAGUUUUCAUAGAAUUAGAUCCUUGGCAGAUUUGACAGACUGCAUGUUAUCCUGCCAGAAGUCUUGAAAUGGUUACUUUGUCUAAAGGUGCUCAAAUAGAUGAUAACUUUGGAUUUGCUUAUUUUAAAUCAUAUUUAAUAUUAAAAGAGAUCUGAAUUUUAAUCCCUCAGUGAGAGGUCAAGUUAAUGGCAAUCACAAACCAGUUGUUUUAACAGUCUGACAUUGCAAGAUGUUUUAUUUUUCCUGAUGUCUAGAUGUUUUGAAUCUUUGAUACUUUGAGCUUUUUGCAUAUUUAUCUUUAUGGCAAUUUGCCAUUAAAUGUGGAUUUUGAUUCACGUAAACUUUUUUUAAUAGGUUUUUGGUCUUGCCUGCAGUGAUCCAUGAAUUACCCAGCCUGUAGAUUUGCUAUUGCCAGCAUUUUGUGUUUGGUUCCAUUAUAACUACAUUAUAAUGUACAUGAUGGAAGGGGCAUUCAUGAAUGAUUGCAAAAAAUCUUUGGAUUUCUUUUUUUCAGAGCACAGGCAGAUCUAGUAGAAAUUAUGGUUGCCUAAAACACAUGGUGUCUUACGAUCAGUAGGUAUACCAGGACAAAUUUUUUUGAAGAUGCCGACAUUUAACCUAUUUGCAUAAUACAGUAUUUGGUAACUGAUUGCUAACUACAUGUUAUGCAAGUGUCAGUGAAUGAGAAAUUUUAAUGCUGGAUUAUUUUUCUUUUGAACUUCGUAUAAAUAAGCAAUUGGACCUUGCUUCAAGCCUUUGUUACUUGUUGACGUAAUAUAUUUUCCAGAUUAAAAGUUCAUACCAGAAGUUAGUGUGCGUUACAAAUCUGAGAACUGCCUCUCUUUGCCUUUAUUGUAGUCCCAAACCAUAUGUCAGAAGGUGACACUCAUAUGAUUUUUAACAAGUUUAUUUCCUUUUAUAAUGCCUUCAGAUACUUAUGUAAUAUUGCUCUAUACUAAGGAUUCCCAUUUUUCAUGGGAGAAAAUUAAUAUAAAGCAAGGUCCAUGUGUACAAUCCACAUUGUACACAGAAAUAAUUUUUUAUUUCUUGACAUUUUAAGAAAAAUUUUAAGAUCAGAUGAACUGUUAGGUGCUGUGGUGGCUGUGUGCUGCCUUCAAUUGCUGAUGUCCACUGUAUGUAAUGUAGUUGGUGUGUUCAGCAUCUGUUACCUUUACAAUGAUCUAAAGAGCUGUGUGUUCGUAGUUAUUCAAGAAACGCCUAAGGGGAGUCUGCUGCUUAAAUCCUAAAAUGGUAAACUUCAUUGGUAGUCAUGCUUUAAACAUUUCGGCAGAUAUGACUCAAAAUUAUAAAACAUUUGCAUCGUAUGCCAAGUCAGUAAAUCAUAUCAUUAAUUAAAUUCAAAGUGAAAUUUUCUUUCAAAACUUUUACUCUGCUAUUUUGCAUGCUUGAUUGCAUUGGUGAAGUUUGCCAUGUUCUCCAGUGAUAUCAUGUUUAUCCUUGUUAGUGAUCAGUCGCCACAUAUUCCAAAGUGCGUGUUAGUUGCCAGAUAUUUUCUUUUGUUUUUGCUUCCCAUUGUCAACCAUCCUCCUCAUGGGGUUUCUUGAAUGCAUAAUUUUUACUUAAAAUUUGUGAGAGUACAAAUUUUUUGACCAAGUCAUUAAAUGUGUCAUUUGCCUGGUCUGGACUGUUCUCUGAAGUUUACUGGAAAUACUCAGUCUGAUAUAAAUUUAUAACCAUGGGUAUGAGGGUCAUCCUAUUUUGCUGUUUUCCAUUGCUGCAUAUUAGUUUUCAAUAAAUUGCUUAUUGAAUCUUAUUUAUAUCUUAAUAGCUAAGAGUAUUGCUUUCUUAACUUCUUUUACCACUAUCAAAAUUUUAAUAUAUUGUAAGGGCUCUUUUUGAGUUAUUACAAGAUCUUCACGAGAGUUAACAGUCCAUAAGUAAAUCCCUCCAGAAGUGUGACAAGGUCAGGGAUUUGGGGGCCCCUGGCAUUGCUGUAGUUUAGUUUUCUUUUUGCCUUUGUCAUGAUUUUUUAUUGUAGGUGGGUGAAGGGGGAAUGCAGUUUCUGUAGAUGUGUUAAAUGUAUUCAUAUAUUUAUGUUAGGAUGUGAAAGGUCUGUACUUUUCCAUAACUGCAAAAUAUGAACUGUGUGAAAGUGUUUUGAAUAUAUAUGUAUAUAUAUAUAUAUUAUGUAUUUUCAAAAAUAAAAAUGUACAGUGCUACAUAUUAGAUAUUUGUUGGAUAAUUACAAAAGUGUUUGAGGCUCUUGAUCCCUGAUUCUGUUACACAAUGACUUCAGCCUUGAAGUAUUGACCAACAGUGUUAAGUUUGGGUAGGAAAUAAUAAAGCAAAGACAACAUAAAAGCAAAUAUAAUUGUAUUGCAUUAAAAAAUUUAAAAUAAAACAGAGGAAGUGG
Messenger RNA from Cherax quadricarinatus, 5525 nucleotides. RefSeq names its product zinc finger protein 135. NCBI's taxonomy places the organism in Eukaryota, Metazoa, Arthropoda, Malacostraca, Decapoda, Parastacidae. The record is from RefSeq and is a predicted model, not a curated record. Gene Ontology annotation, biological process: regulation of transcription by RNA polymerase II. Gene Ontology annotation, molecular function: RNA polymerase II cis-regulatory region sequence-specific DNA binding; DNA-binding transcription factor activity.